AUGCGCUGGAUGUACGUGGCGGCGAUCUUACUCUUGCAGCUCGCCCAUGCCCGGCUUAUCAUCGACUGGCCCCAGAAGCGGUCGCUCGACGAGAAGAAGGCAAUGGCGAUCGCAUUUGUUCAAGACCAGCUUCAGCAGCACGCAGUACCAGGCUUUGCCCUCUCGAUCGUCUACCAGAACGAGACGGUGCUCACCCGCGGCUUUGGCACCAAACAAUACGGCAACGACUCGAACGUCGUGACUGAAAACACGCAGUUUCAGAUUGGGUCGUUCACCAAGACAUUUAUUGCGCUGGGGAUCGCCAAGCUGGUAGAUGAAGGACGCUUGAGCUGGGAUGACCCGGUCAAGCUCCGUCUCCCGUGGUUUGAGCUCGUUGACAAGUACGCGGAAAAGUACACGACGCUCGGCGACCUCGCAGCCAUGAACUCGGUGUUCGGCGCAUACGAAGGCGACAACGGCUGGGGCUUCGGCGUCCUCCCCGAUGAAUGGAGCCUAGUGCGAGCGCUCCGCACUUUCAAGACCACCCGACGUCUCCGUCCCGGCUACGCCUACGCCAACAUGAACUUCGAGAUCCUCGGUCAAGUGCUCGAGUACCAGACCAACAUGACGUGGGCCAAGUAUCUCGAUGCGACCUUCUUCCAACCGCUCGGUAUGGUCAACACGUACGGGGCAGUGCCCGACGUGCCAGCAAAUGGCGACCUCUCGUUCGGCCACGUCAUCUGCAACGGCAAAGUCGCUGGACCGUACGAUUUGCGGUCGUCGCCCGAGGUUGCACUUGGGUACAAGAACGGGCACUUGGCCGCCGGGUCGAUGCUCUCGACCGCGGCAGACCUCGCGAUUUUCUCCAAGUUUCUCCUCUCGAAAGGCGCGGGUAUCUUUCGCUCGCCCACGACCAUCGAAGCCAUGAUCACGGGCCACAAUAUCAACACAAUGUUUGCGCCGCUCGCCAAGCUCGUCGGCAUGUCGUACAACCCAGACGGCGGCGCCAUGACGGCAGGCUACGGCUUUGAUAUCAUUGGCAACCUCAUGUUUGGUCACCAUUACUUUGACAAGGGCGGCGACACGAUCGCGUUCAAGACUCGAAAUGGCUUUUUACCAAAAGAGCAGCUCGGUAUCGUGCUGCUUGCCAACGCCGAGGCCCACGGCGGCCCGUUCGAAGACGCUGUCUUGUCGGACCGCAUGCGGACGUACCUCGCGGGCAUUUUUCUCGACAUUCCCGAGCGAACGCUAGUGACCGCGCUUGAAGAGGCGAUUGCGGCCGCAAAUGCGCUGCGCCCGCCGUCGCCGUGCAAUGCGCGUGUCUUUGGCGGCGCGCCGUGGACGGAGCUGAGUGAUCCGAUCCCAGUGGCCGCCCAAAACGCUCUGAUCGGCACGUAUGUCGCAACGAUUUCAACCGAGUACUACGGCAACGCGACCAUCUCCCGCGGCCAGAACGGUGGUCUCCAGCUGCAGUACGGCGUCUAUGCGGCGCCGAUCUCUUUUGCGCGCAACUCGACGACGACGCUGCUGUGGGCGCUGGAUGCCAUGUCCAGCGGCGGGCCGGCGUUUGGUGUCGAGGGGCUCAACACGUCGUCGCCAACAAUUCUUGUGGAUGUCCCGUUUACCAAGGUCUAG
Molecule: messenger RNA, 1614 nt
Organism: Saprolegnia parasitica CBS 223.65
Lineage: Eukaryota; Oomycota; Saprolegniomycetes; Saprolegniales; Saprolegniaceae
Exons: 3
Coding region: 1-1614 (537 amino acids)
Source: RefSeq, a predicted model, not a curated record